AUGGGUGCUGAGGAAGAGGUGCUGGUCACUCUGUCAGGGGGAGCCCCCUGGGGUUUCCGACUUCAGGGGGGUGCCGAGCAGAGGAAACCAUUACAGGUGUCCAAGAUCCGAAGACGGAGCCAGGCUGGCAGAGCAGGACUCCGAGAGACGGAUCAGCUUUUGGCCAUCAACGGGGUCUCCUGCACUAGCCUCUCUCAUGCAAGUGCCAUGAACCUCGUUGAUGCCUCAGGGAAUCAGCUUGUCCUCACUGUGCGGAGGGUAGGGGACGAAGGGCCUGUACUACGAUCACCAUCUCCCAGUGAACUUCAGGUGCUAUCACCUGUGUCUCCACUGAGUCCUGAGCCUCCCGGUGCUCCAGUCCCCCAGUCUCUGCAGCCUGGGAGCCUUCGUUCACCCCCUGACAGUGAAGCUUACUACGGAGAGACAGACAGUGAUGCAGAGGGCCCUGCUACCCAGGAGAAGACCCGCCGCCCUCGCCGCCGAGGCCCCCUGAGACCCACCCCUCCAGGAGCUCCACCUGAGGAGAGCUACCUAUCAGAUAGUCCUGCAGAGCCAACCCCUGCAGUCCCCGGCCCUCCUAGCCAGAGCGACAGCAGAGUGAGCUCCCCAUCUUGGGAGGAUGGGACAGCCUUUCAGCCACCCCCAGCCGAAGCCCUGCUGUUACCGCGUGGACCCCUCCGGCCUGGUCCUGACCUCAUUCCUAUGGUAGGGCCUGUUCCCCACCCAGUGGCAGAAGAUCUUACUACCAGCUACACCCAGAAGGCCAAACAAGCCAAACUGCAACACGCAGAGAGCCUCCAGGAGAAGAGUGUGAAGGAGGCCAAGACCAAAUGCCGGACCAUUGCAUCCCUGCUAACUGCCGCCCCCAACCCCCACUCCAAGGGGGUGCUUAUGUUUAAGAAACGGCGGCAGAGAGCUAAGAAGUACACGCUAGUGAGUUUUGGGGCUGCGACUGGGACUGGGACUGGAGUUGAGGAGGAAGAGGACGGUGUCCCCCCAACAAGUGAGUCUGAGCUGGAAGAAGAAGCCUUCUCAGACGCCCGCAGCCUUACCAAUCAGUCUGACUGGGACAGCCCGUAUCUGGACAUGGAGCUGGCCAGGCCUCGCUCAGGUGCAGCAGAGGGUCAGAGUCCUGGGCUUGGAGGGCAGCUGAAUGAGGCCUCUGGACGAGGGGCCCAGCUCUUUGAACAGCAGCGCCAGCGCGCAGCCUCCAGCUCCCAGGAGCUGGCUCAGGAUGGCCCACCAGCCUUGUUUAAUGAGCAGGCUCUGCAGUCACCCCUUCGUGCUCAGAGUGCACCUCCAGAGGUGACUGAACUCCCCCCCAGCCCUCUGCCCACCCUUGUAGCCAGCACCCCCAGACCCUUUUUUCCUGGCGGGGGGGCCCCUUCCCAGGCUUCUGGUAUCUUUAACCGGUCAGCCAGGCCCUUUACUCCAGGUUUACAAGGGCAACGCUCAGGUACCACCUCAGUUAUUUUCCGGCCCCUAGCUCCCAAAAAAGCAAAUGAAAGCCUGGGCGGCCCCAGCCCCGCUCCACCUCCCUUUUUGUCUUCUCCUCAGGGGACCACCCCUUUGUCCAGUUUUACCCCCGAGGUUUCUAGUCAUGUGCCGGCCCUGGGUUCCCCCAGCACCCACCAGUUCUCAGGCCCGGUGACAGCCACCAGUUCCCUGUACAUCCCAGCCCCCAGUCGGCCUGUUACUCCAGGCGGAGCCCCGGAGGCCCCCACUCCUUCUAGCGCUGCUGCCAUGACCUCUACUGCUUCCAUCUUCCUAUCGGCGCCUAUGCGAUCAGCAGGCCGCCCAGAGGCGGCCCUCCCGGGCUCAGCUGCACCUGAGCCUCCCAGCGCGCGUGAGCAGCGCAUCUCGGUGCCAGCUGCCCGCACAGGCAUCCUGCAGGAGGCCCGGCGCCGGGGGACUCGGAAGCAGAUGUUCCGGCCGGGAAAUGAGGAGACGAAGAACUCUCCCAACCCCGAGCUUCUGUCACUGGUGCAGAACCUGGAUGAAAAACCUCGGGCCGGGGGUGCAGAAUCUGGUCCUGAGGAGGAUGUUCUGAGCCUCGGGGCUGAAGCCUGCAACUUCAUGCAGCCACCAGGGGGCAGGAGUUACAAGACCCCGCCUCCCUUGACACCCAAAACCCCGCCUCCCAUCGCUCCCAAGACUCCACCCCCUAUGACACCUAAGACUCCACCCCCAGUAGCCCCUAAACCCCUAUCUCGAGGGUUCCUUGAUGGGCUGAUGAAUGGGGGGGUCCCUUCAUCCCGAAUGCCUGAGCCACCAAGGCUGCAGGGCAGGGGUGGGGAGCUAUUUGCUAAACGUCAGAGCCGCGCAGACAGGUUUGUGGUGGAAGCUACGCCGGGUCCUGCCUUUGGCUCUAGCACUCGGCCCAGAAGCCCUUCUCCUACUCCUUCACUGCCCCCAUCCUGGAAAUAUUCUCCCAAUAUCCGUGCGCCACCUCCUAUUGCUUAUAACCCACUGCUCUCACCUUUCUUCCCUCAAGCUGCCCGAACUCUCCCUAGUAAGGCUCAAUCUCAGGGGCCCCGGGCAACCCCCAAGCAGGGUAUCAAGGUUCUUGAUUUCAUGAGACACCAGCCCUACCAACUGAAAACUGCCAUGUUCUGUUUUGAUGAGGUUCCCCCGACUCCAGGCCCUACUGCUUCAGGCCCUCCCAAAACUGCCCGAGUCCAGGAGAUCCGCAGAUUUUCCACACCUGCUCCCCAGCCCACUGCAGAGCCCCUGGCCCCCACAGUGCUUGCUCCACGAGCAGCCACUACACUGGAUGAGCCCAUCUGGAGAGCAGAGCUGGCCUCAGGCCCUGCCCCUAGCCCAGCCCCGACUCCAGAGUCUCCCAGGGGCCUUGGAGCCUCCUCCAACUAUUGUGGCUUCCAGGUAACCAGACCAAGGUUCUCAGUUACCAGAACAGGAUUGCAGGCUCACGUGUGGAGGCCUGGGGCAGGACACUAG
Messenger RNA from Chrysochloris asiatica (Cape golden mole), 2958 nucleotides. RefSeq names its product synaptopodin 2-like (gene SYNPO2L). Gene Ontology annotation, cellular component: nucleus; Z disc; actin cytoskeleton. Gene Ontology annotation, molecular function: actin binding. The record is from RefSeq and is a predicted model, not a curated record. NCBI's taxonomy places the organism in Eukaryota, Metazoa, Chordata, Mammalia, Afrosoricida, Chrysochloridae. Gene Ontology annotation, biological process: positive regulation of actin filament bundle assembly. The coding region runs from base 1 to 2958 and encodes 985 amino acids. The transcript has 4 exons.